Molecule: messenger RNA, 1458 nt
Organism: Hyla sarda
Lineage: Eukaryota; Metazoa; Chordata; Amphibia; Anura; Hylidae
Product: sulfotransferase 1C4-like
Exons: 5
Coding region: 4-705 (233 amino acids)
Biological process (GO): sulfation
Cellular component (GO): cytoplasm
Molecular function (GO): sulfotransferase activity
Source: RefSeq, a predicted model, not a curated record
UCUAUGGUGUCCCAAAUGCCCUCAGUUUGGUUAUUAAGGAGGCUGCGUGCUGGUCAUAAUGUAGUCAACAAAUGUAAUGUCCUUCAUGCAGGGAUAGAGGAGGUGAACAUGAUGCCCUCCCCAAGGAUCCUGAAGAGCCAUCUCCCUGUGCACCUGGUGCCGCCAUCUUUCUGGAGACAUCACUGCAAGGUGAUUUAUGUGGCACGUAACCCCCGAGAUACAGUCACCUCCUACUACUACUUCGACCAGAUGUUGCUGUUCCAUCCUGACCCAAACCCAUGGGAAGGCUACCUGGAGCGAUUUAUGAGGGGCGAUGUCGGCUGGGGCUCCUGGUACGAUCAUGUGAAAGGAUUCUGGGAGAUGAAGGAAAAGCUGAAUGUUUUAUAUAUAUAUUUUGAGGAUCUGAAGAAGACUCCUUUACAAGAGAUCCAGAAGGUGGCAAAUUUCCUAGGGAAAAAUCUUCCAGAUGAAACUCUUGGCAGAAUUGUACGACUCAGCUCCUUCGAAAACAUGAGAGCCAACCCGAUGGCCAACUAUUCUGACUUCCCCAGGGAGAUUCUUGACCAAUCAAAGGCAGGAUUCAUGAGGAAAGGGAAGGUUGGAGACUGGAAGACGCUGUUCACUAUCCGGCAGAACGAACUAUUUGAGGAGGACUACAAGAGACAGAUGGGCGGCUGCUCGCUCACAUUCCAGGACCCAAUGUGAAGUCUGUAGCCCUCGAGGGCCAAAUAAUCUUAUUAACCUCAUUAUUGUCAGAAGAAAUAAAAGUUUUGCCUUUGUAACUUGUCUAGUCCUAACUGUAUGUCCACAAAGGGAAUGUGUCCCCUAGAGGAUUUAUUGCUGACUUUUAACUAACCUGUUUCUACUCUUUCAAUGUAAUGCUUUAAAUUAAAUAUUUUGUACAUUCUCAUGGGGCAGCCAUAUAGCCUGAGCUUUCUGCACAGCAUUUAGAGAGAUGCUUUACAGCAUGCUUUAUGAACAUAGGAAACAACAGACUGAAGCUGACACUAUUGAUUUCUAUGGGAGAGAGUUGUGGACAUGCUUUGUGACCUGUACAUCACCCAUUGUGAAUGUUCUGAUUCCAUUUUAUCUAUAUACAAAUGUCACCUAUUGUGAAUUACCUGAUCCUAACUUCUCCAUAUACUGAUGUCAUCUAUUGUAAAUGACCUAAUCCCAUCUUAUCUAUAUACUGGUGUCACCUAUUGUGAAUAGUCUGAGAUCAUCCUAUCUAUAGUAAGGUGUCACCUAUUUUAAAUGAUCUAAUCCUAUUUUAUCUAUCUACCAUUGUCACCUAUUGUAAAUGACCUAAUCCCAUAUUAUCUAUAUAUCAGUGUCAACUGUUAUGAAUGGUCUGAUCUCAUCCUAACUAUAUACUAGUUCCAUUAUUGUGAAUGGUCUGAUCAAAUCUUCUCUAUAUAGUGGUGUCAUCUAUUAAACAUUACUUGAUCAUAGCCUAGC